Aspergillus thermomutatus is the source of this 834-nucleotide messenger RNA. RefSeq lists its product as uncharacterized. Bases 1 to 834 code for a protein of 277 amino acids. The transcript has a single exon. The record is from RefSeq and is a predicted model, not a curated record. NCBI's taxonomy places the organism in Eukaryota, Fungi, Ascomycota, Eurotiomycetes, Eurotiales, Aspergillaceae.
AUGUAUACGCAAUCCCUACCAUUUCGAAAUCAAGCUACAGGCGGCUGCUUUGAUGAGCAAAGUAAUAUUGCUACCACCCAAAAUCCAGAACCUGGGAUAGACCCUGCAGAUCUGAAGCAUCUGGGCGAGAACCUAAAGAUACUCCCAGUGCCAUCAGUAGACGACGACCUCGAAACAACGGCCAAGAAGAUGGGAGCAUUAGCCAAAGUGGUCAGCGAUGGGAACAGCCUAGCACUGUUCACAGGCUUACAGUUGGCCUCUCAGCACUUGAGAGAUCCGGAGAGCAUAGCCGUAUCACAGAUGACACCAGACGAACGAAUGCAAUACGAGGCAUGGCAGAGGGCCAGAAAAGGUCGCACUAGGAAGAACACCGGCGUCCAGGCGAGUGAAGAGACAUCUAACCGUGGUCAAAAGAUCCCACAUGACUUCGACUGGGUCCAAAACGUAGCUCCAGUGCCUGAUGGCGCUCAGAGUUUGAAGAAGUUCACCCAGCGCGCAGCAGCAAUGGACAUCAUCUGGGACCACCAGGGGGCGACGCCCGAGAACGCAUCGUGGCUUACUUUCAAUCAACCAGCCAUUCUGCCUCUUGUCAAGGCUGUCUGCAGGGUCCGCACUGCCGAGAAACACCGCCAGAAUAAUCGGGAUCCCAGUAUCCGCGGGUUGACGGACAUGGAGGCAGCAGAGGUUGAAACCGUGCGGAAAAUCGUGUCUCUUGCGGAGAGAAACAGGACACGAGAGCUGGAAAAGAUCCGAAAGCUGACCAGGUCAAUUACGGAGUCAGCUGCGGUGAUCAAGGCCCGGAUCAAAUUUCUUGAAGACAAAAUGGACGGCUGA